This is a messenger RNA of Podarcis muralis (Common wall lizard), 10008 nucleotides long. RefSeq names its product SET domain containing 1B, histone lysine methyltransferase (gene SETD1B). NCBI's taxonomy places the organism in Eukaryota, Metazoa, Chordata, Lepidosauria, Squamata, Lacertidae. Gene Ontology annotation, molecular function: protein binding; histone H3K4 methyltransferase activity; RNA binding. The record is from RefSeq and is a predicted model, not a curated record. Gene Ontology annotation, cellular component: Set1C/COMPASS complex.
UGUGGGGAGGGGGUUUCUUUUAUUUCCCUCCCCAUCCCCGUCCAAAAAAGAAAAGGGAAAAAAAGGCGGUGGGGGGGGCCCUUGUCCCACCUAUGUCCAUCUUGUUUAGGAACAGUUUGGCGCUUAGGUAAAUGUAGCCAGCAGAUUCCAAGGGGAUUUGGCCCCGCCGCUAACUGGGAGGAAAAGCCACGGCGGGGCCGCAUCCUGCUGGGAAAAAUGCAUGGCCCUUUAUUUGGGGCGGGAGGCGCGGCCGGGCGGCCGGGCUGGGGGCUUUGCAGCGCGAUGCAGCUGCUGUGAAUGUGCAUUCGGUUGAGGGCGGUUAGCCAUUAGCCGAGCUCCAUAGCGGUGAAUUGUGGGAUGCCUGAGAAGCAAGCAGAAAGCACACACACAAUAUGUGUUGGCUCGCAAAAAAAAAAAAAAAGAGCGAGCGAGCGAGGAGGCAGGAGGCUUUCAAAACCCAUGUAAUGUAGCCAGCCCAAUGUGAGCAGAGGAGCUCGCCUUUCGCGGCCAGGAGACGGUCGGGCACCGAACAGCGAUGUCUUUCAAAGAGAUCAAGGCAGGAGAAAAAGCCAAGCACCCCGAAGACCAUGGCAAAAAGCAGAGUUCAAGUGAGAUGGGUUGGAUCAACGGAAUGGAGAGCAGCUCCCAAGCAAGCACCUCUGCCGAGAAAAAAAACCACCAUUGGAAAAGUUACAAGUUGAUUAUUGACCCAGCUCUGAAAAAAGGACAGCACAAACUCUAUCGUUACGAUGGGCAGCAUUUUAGCAUUCCUAACCCGGGUCUUGCCCCAGUGGAUUGUGUCAGAGAUCCAAGGAUAGGGCGAAUAUGGACCAAAACGAAAGAGCUGGAACUCUCUGUCCCUAAAUUUAAGAUUGAUGAGUUUUACGUGGGGCCGGUUCCUCCCAAACAAGUCACUUUUGCCAAGUUGAAUGACAACAUCCGUGAAAACUUCCUGGCUGACAUGUGCAAAAAAUACGGUGAAGUGGAAGAAGUGGAGAUCCUCUACAACCCUAAAAACAAGAAGCACCUGGGAAUUGCCAAAGUGAUCUUUGCCACAGUCAAAGGAGCCCGGGAUGCAGUGCAGCAUCUACACAACACAUCGGUCAUGGGCAACAUCAUCCACGUGGAGCUGGAUACGAAAGGUGAAAAACGCAUGCAUUUCUAUCAACUUCUUGUGAAUGGACUCUACACUCCUCAGACUCUACCUGUGGAGAAUGAGCCGGACGUAUCGCCCACCGUGAAUGAAACUGUGCAGCUGGCUGAAACUCUGAAACAAUUAAAAGACAACAGUGCUUCUUCUGUGGGAUCAUCAGCUACCCCAAACAGUGGUACCCCAUUUUCCCAUGAUACCGCCUUUUCCAGUUGUCGGCAAGAUACCCCAAACUCUUACAGCCAAUUCACUCCUCAGUCUCAAGGAACCCCUCUUACCCCACGCCUGGGGACUCCAUUUUCCCAAGAUUCUGCGUACUCUAGUCGUCAGACAACACCUGCGUACCACUUUAGUCAGGACUCUGGGUAUAAACCCAGAAGACAUGAAACAAAAUUUACAGAUGCUUAUAACAGACGCCCAGGCCACCAUUAUGUUCAUAAUUCAGCUGGUGUUUUCCGAGGGUCAGAACAUCAGUUCAGUGCAUUCAAAUCCCACCCUCAAGAGGCUGUGCAAUUUUCCCACACUCCUCCUUUGAGCCACACAGGUUCUUCGACUUUCAAGUCCGCUUUCUCCCCCUACCAGGCACCCACAACGUUUCCCCAGCCUGAAGAGCCGCAGUUUCCCCAAACUUCUAGGGAUGCUGAGUACCGUCGGCCGCCACCAACACCAACGGAGAUGGCAGUUGAAAGUAGCGCCACUGCCACUGUUGACUUUGUUCCUGUGAAGGACAAACCUGAGGAGCCCCCAGCCCCACCUGAGCCCAACAGUCUCAAUGAACCACCUGUGGUACCCUUCACACAGACUCCGGAAAGGAGCGAGACCCCAGGCACCCCAACCACAGAAUCUGAAAUUCAGCACAACAGUUUGGACUCAAGAAUUGAGAUGCUCUUAAAAGAGCAGAGAACAAAGCUAUAUUUUCUCAAUGAGCAUGACUCGGACAAUGAGAUUAGAAUGGAAGGUAGCCCCAUCUCCUCCUCCUCCUCCCAGCUUUCUCCAAUUGCAACAUUUGGUUCCAACUCUCAGCCCAACUACAGAGCACAAACCCCUUCCUCGCGUCCUUCCAGCACAGGCUUGGAGGACAUUAGUCCAACACCAUUGCCGGAUUCUGACGACGAGGAGCCAAUUCUUGGAAUAACUUCUCUCUCUCAGAAUUCGAAAGGAAUGCCUGAUGCUAGCCUGACUCCCCUCGACCAGCUGAGUAGGACUUCCAAAACAGAGUCCUCUGAACCUAAAGAAAUGUUGCCUGAUAACGAUAGUCCGACUCCAGAAAAAAUGGAAGAGUGUCAUCAGUCUUCAGGGGAAGACAUGGAGAUCUCCGAUGAUGAAAUGAACCAAUCUCCAAGCACAGAAUGUGCCAAAAACAUUGUGGUGAAUACUUCUGUUGGCAACUCAGCUGUGAUGGCUCCCUCAAUUCCUAUGCCUCCCCAUGGUUUUCCUCCCCUGCCUCCCCCACCCCCACCCCAGCCGGUCUUCCCAAUGCCCCCUCCUCCGCCUCUCCCUCCCCCGCCUCCCCCAACUCACCCCGCAGUCACUGUCCCUCCUCCCCCCCUUCCAGCGCCUCCUGGGGUUCCUCCCCCUCAUAUCUUGCCUCCACUUCCUCCGUUCCAUCCUGGGAUGUUUCCCCUCAUGCAAGUAGAUAUGAUCAGUGUCUUGGGCAACCAAUGGGGAGGCAUGUCAAUGUCUUUUCAAAUGCAAACCCAAAUGCUGAGCCGCUUGAUGCAAGGGCAGAACACUUACCAGUACCCCCCGUUCAUGGGGAACCGGAUGCAGUUUGUCAACCUUCCUCCCUACCGACACUUUUCCAUGGGAGCAGCUAUCAACCGCGGACAGCAGUGGCCCCCUUUGCCCAAGUUUGACCCCUCGGUUCCUCCUCCGGGUUACCAGCCCAAGAAGGAAGAUCCGCAUAAGGCCACUGUGGAUGGUGUCCUCUUGGUGAUUGUGAAGGAACUUAAAGCAAUAAUGAAGAGGGAUUUAAACCGGAAGAUGGUGGAGGUGGUGGCCUUCAGGGCAUUUGAUGACUGGUGGGACAAGAAAGAGCGUCUGGCAAAGGCAUCACUUACUCCAGUAAAAUCUGGAGAACAUAAAGAUGAGGAGAAGCCAAAACCAAAGGACCGCAUCACAUCUUGUCUUCUGGAGAACUGGAACAAAGGAGAAGGGCUGGGUUACGAGGGGAUUGGCUUGGGCAUUGGGUUACGCGGGGCCAUCCGGUUGCCAUCUUUCAAGGUGAAGAGAAAGGAGCCACCUGAAGCUGCCUCAGCUGGAGACCAGAAGAGAAUCCGUCCCUCUACUUCGGUAGAUGAUGAAGAUGAAGAAUCAGAACGAGAUCGAGACCUGCCGGAUGCAGCCUCAGACCUCUCCAAGAAAGAUGGCGAAGUGGUCGGCCUCAGGAGGAGACCCGGAAGGCCGCUGGAACUAGACAGUGAAGGAGAAGAGGAGGAUUCAGGCAAGGAGGAGGAAACGUCUUCUGAAAAGGAGGCCGAGCAGGAGGAAGAGGAAGGGGAAGGGGUGAUGAAAUCUGUUUCUGACAAGGAACAGGAGGAAGACCUCAAUGAAGAGGAAGGGGAGGAAGAAGAUGAAGAUGAUGAUGACGAAGACGAUGAAGAAGAAGAAGUUGAAGCAGAAACAAGUGGAAAGGAAGAGGAACAAGAUUCUGAAGAAGCAGAAGAUGUAGGAAGUCCUGCUUCCUCUGGAGCAGAGAUUGAGUCAUCUGAUGAAAGUGAGGAAUCCUCAGAAUUUGGGACGAGCUCUGAUUCUGAUGAAGACGAGGAGGAGGAGGAGGAAGAGGAAGGGGAAGAGGAAGAGGACUAUGAGGAGCAGGUGGAAGAUGAAGAAAGAGUGUCUCUGCAGCAAGAAACAGAAGCCCUGCCUACCCAGCUGGCCCCUGAGUCUCUCACUCAAGAGGCUGAAGACGAUGAUCAGAAGGAGACCAUCCUGGAAUUGUUUCCAGUGGACGAUUACAUUGAAGGGACUCCUCUAGUUCUUCCGGAGCCUUUGAUGCCAGAAGGAGAGGAGCAGAAGGAAGAAGUCAAGCAUGCAGAGGAGGAAAGCGGGGAACUCCUCCCGCAGUCUGUGGCUGAAGUGCUGGUGGUGAUUGAGAGAGCCCAGGAGGAGAAGCUGCAGUUGUCACCAGUGGGCGUGCCAGAGGAGGAGUCUGAACCCGAUGUCGAGCUGGAGCCUGAGGCGCUGGUCAGCCCACAGCCAGAGAGUCAGGAUGAAGAAAACCUCUGUCCACCAACGCCGGUGGGGCUUUUGGGAGACAUUUUGGCCAGCAGUACCUCCUUUUUCACCAAGCCGGACAACAACAUUUCUGAAGCCCCAGCAAAAAGCCGACAGUCCCGCUCAGCCGAGGAAGAGGACCGUCUCCCUUGGACUCCCGGAGGAGAGCGGCAGGCUCACUUGGAGUCUCCUGGGCUUCCGCUCAGUGCGGUGCCACCCUCUUCGCUUCCCCUCCCCUCAGCCACAUCUGGUAAAGAGGAGCCAUUCCUCCUUCCAGAGCAGUUCCCGGAUCAGUUAAGCAUGACCAAACCAGCUCUGGAAGAAGAGCUCCCUCGGACUCCUGGACGGGACAUUGCAGCCAAGUGCUCUCACACUUUCUCCAAGUCCCAGAGCACAGACACUGUCCCAGCCACCCCUGGCAAUGACGCUCCUCUCACAGGAAGCAGCUUGACCUUAAGUUCCCCUCAGGUCCCAGGAAGCCCCUUUUCCUACCCAUCCCAGUCCCCCGGGAUCAACAGUGGCGGCAUUCCUCGGACUCCGGGGAGGGAUUUCACUUUCACCCCGACUUUCCCAGAGCCUGGUGCUACCCUUCCUUGCCUUUCGUCAGGCAGGAAGCCCUCUGAAGACGAACCUGAUGAGAAAGUCUUUAAAGAACCUCUUGGUGCUUCCUUACUGGCUGGCAUGAACAGUGUUCCCUCCCCCAUUCCCUUUGCCAGUCCACCUGUCCCAGCUUUCCUUGCACGUCUCGACUUGCCCCCUAGCCAGCCAGUACCUCUUGCUGCUCUCCCCAGCUUUUCUGUGGACUCAAAGAUGCCUCUAGAGGAGUACACCACAGAGGCACGGCCCCUUUUGCCCUACCCAGAAGUCUCUGUGGCUUCCCCUCCUCUCCUGCCUCAGCCUCCCUCCUCUGUCUUGCCCAUCAAAAGGAAACCAGGGCGGCCGAAACGAUCCUCUCCUUUGGGCCCUAUGUUGGAUGCCUAUUCUGGCAAGCCCAUUGAGCCUCCUCUUCUUCCCAUCCCAGUUGUCUUGACUGAAAGUGCUGUGAGCAAAGAUUUGUUGAGUAGCCACCCAGAGGCUUUCUAUGCCCUGAAAGAUCCGGAAGCAGUGACCCUGGAUUUCCGGAAUGAAGGCUUCCAUGACAAGCUCCCCCCAGAUGUUCUAGCUGAGAAGCUUCCCUUUAAGGAGCUGGAGAACCAGUGGAACGAGGACUUGAAAGAAGAAGAGGCCUACUUGAAAUCCAAAAGACAGUGGAGGCGACAGAAAAAGAGGCCGGAGGACGUUCCAACAAUUCCUUCCCCUGAGUAUUCCCCUCAUCAGUAUCACUUCAGGCCCCGCUCUGAGUUUGAGGAGAUGACCAUUUUAUAUGACAUUUGGAAUGGGGGCAUUGACGAAGAGGAUAUCCAUUUCCUGUGUGUUACAUACGAUCACUUGUUGCAGCAAGACAAUGGCAUGGACUGGCUCAAUGAUACCCUUUGGGUAUACCAUCCUCCAACCAGCUUUUCUACUCCAAAGAAGAAAAAACGGGACGAUGGGAUGCGGGAGCACGUCACAGGCUGUGCCCGCAGCGAAGGCUACUACAAGAUCGACAAGAAGGACAAACUGAAAUACCUCAAUAACAGCCGUGCAUUUGCAGAGGAGCCUCCUGCCGACACGCAGGGAAUGAGCAUCCCUGCCCAGGUGCACGUUUCCACCCGGGCUGGCUCCGAGAGGAGGUCCGAGCAACGCAGGCUUCUGUCCUCCUUACCCGGCAGUUGCGACAGUGACUUGCUCAAAUUCAACCAGCUCAAGUUCCGGAAGAAAAAGCUAAAAUUCUGCAAGAGUCACAUUCACGACUGGGGACUCUUUGCAAUGGAGCCCAUUGCUGCUGACGAGAUGGUGAUUGAGUAUGUGGGGCAGAAUAUCCGGCAGGUAAUUGCUGACAUGCGAGAGAAGCGGUAUGAGGACGAAGGCAUUGGCAGCAGUUACAUGUUCAGGGUUGACCACGACACGAUUAUAGAUGCAACAAAGUGUGGAAACUUCGCCAGGUUUAUUAACCACAGUUGCAAUCCCAACUGCUACGCUAAAGUCAUCACAGUGGAAUCUCAGAAGAAGAUUGUCAUCUACUCGAAGCAGUACAUCAAUGUGAAUGAGGAAAUUACAUACGACUACAAAUUCCCCAUUGAGGAUGUAAAGAUCCCCUGUUUGUGUGGCUCCGAGAACUGCAGAGGGACCCUGAAUUAAAGCCCAAGGUUUUUGCCGCGUGGUGGCUGUGUCCAAACUGUGGUAGCCGAGGGUGGUUGCACUUUUGCCAAAAAAAAAAAGUAAGAAAAAAGAGAGAUGAGGUGGAAGAAGGAAAAUGAGGAAGAGACAGGGGAACCUAUAUGGCACUUUCUAUCCUUCUGUCAGGAGAAGUGCAAAUUGAAGACACGCACACUAGGACUCUUCAAGCUGCAGGUGCUUUUCAUCUUCAGAUUCACAACCCCACCUCUCUCCACCCCUUGUGAUAGUUCCCCUUACUCAGUGGCACCAUAAAUCAAAACACUCUCUCUUCUCCCCGCCUCCUCUGCUCGCUCCUUUAUGGUGUAGCUCUCAUGGGUAGAGCAAGGUACCCUUAUUAUCCUUUAAACACGUUCCUCUCUCCAUAAAAUGCUGCUACCUUUUACUCAUUAGUUUUGUCUUGUGGAGGGUCAGGAGAAAGACAUUCAAAAAAUGUGAAGCAGAGACUAAAGACACAAGAGGCCAUGAGUUGAAUGGAAGCUGGCUGGGAUCGCCUGCAGAGAGCGCUGGGACACCGACGUCAAGCGGAGGCUUUCUCAAGCAGGCGGGGAAUUCUGUCUGGGUCUGCGAUGCACAAAAGGACAAACCUCCUCCCUUCUGUGGAUCAGAGUUGUGGUUGAUGUUGUCACCUUGGUGCCCCCCUGGGAUUUCUGCACACUGCUGGUCCUUGUGGGGGAGGGAGGGGGAACUAUAGCUUUAGGAACCCAAUAACGAACCCACUUCCCUUUUCUUUUUAAAAGCAGAGCUGGAUCCCUUCUCUCCCCCCCCUCCCAAAUUUCCCUCUCUAUUGUAGCACUUGCUAUGCUGUAGAAACUGUUGGUUUGGCAGCCCUCUGAGUGUGCUCCACCAAGCCCUGUUUCCAUACGUCCUCCACACACUUGAGGCUUGCACAGGAAACCAGGGCAAACAUCUCCCUCCCCUCCAAAUGCAUAGAGGCUGUGCAGAUGCCAAGUGGGGGGUGAGCUGGGACAAGAUCUGUCCUCCCCAAGUCAGUGGCUGCUUUUAUCUCCUUGGUUUUUCACCCUCAUCAUCCCAUCCCCUUUGGCAGAAUGCUCUUGUCCUUAAAUGACAAUCUUUUAGGUUUCUUCCUUCCCAAGUACUGAAGAGACUUCUGACAAAAGAACCAGGUCCUGCCUGCCUCAGCCGAGUGGAGCCUAGUCCUCAUUUAGCUCAGUUUGGUUGAGUAAGGCAGGGAGGGUCCCCACGGGGUGUGGAUGUUUGUGUGUGUGGUUUUUUUUGUGUGUGUGUGGAGAGCAACUGUUUUAUGGCCUGAGAAAGCAGCACUUUUUUGUGGUCAAAGCUUAUUUUCAGUAGCAAGCAGAUUUCUUGGUCUGACUACAUCCUCAUUCUCAAAUGCCUGUCCUAUAAUUAUGUAGUGCUUGUUUGCACUGGAGAGAUUAGUGGGGGUUCUUCUUUUUGAUUAAAACCCAAGCAAACAUUGCAGCAAGAAAAGUGUGUGGGGUGUGCCUUAAAAAAAAAAAAUAAUUAGUCUCAAAACUCUUAAAAGAGUGUUGAGUCGGGCAAAUAUUGAAAUAUAUGUUCAUCUCCAGUACUCCUCAGUCUUUUGCUCCUGGAUUAAAUUUACUGGACUUUAAACUUGGCUGUACUAAGAAUUAAUUUCCCAGAGAAAAAAUAGGAACCAGAAGAUGCACAGAUACUCUCUGUCAGGCCUUUUGCUUCUUUCCACAGCACCCACACCUAGUUACUCUGGCAUUUUGUGUGUGGUCUUGAUGGCUUCCAUAGUAAGGCAGUGGAAUUUUGCUUGCAAGCCUCUUCUAGUUAUAUCCUACAUCUAAAAGUAACAUCUAAAAGUCGGCGGCUUUCCGCCCUUUGAGGUUCAGAAGCCAAAAGGAAGAAGCAAGCCUGGUGUGUCUUUCUGGGCAAAGCGGCUCUGCUGGCCUUGUGGGUUGAGGAGCUUGAACAAACUCUGGCCAUUGAGUACGGAGGACCAUGUGUGCAGUUGGUUAGAUUAUCCCAGCCUUCCCCACCCAACCUGGGGCUCUUCUGUUAUUUUGGACUACAGCUCCCAUUGUGGUCCAAAACUGGAGGGCAGAAGGUUGGCAGUGACCUUGGUUCUUUUGCCAGUCCCCCUGCUUCCUUACAGGUUCUCCUUGGCAUGUCUUUGGUGUGGCUUUUUAAUGCUUCCAACCUUUUGAGAAAGCCACAUCCAUUUCAUGUAACACAGAACAUAGUAAGCAAGCUGCCUUAUCUACAGGCUCCCACCCUUUCCCAUACUCUCUCUCAUGCCAGGAGUGUAAUCCAGCAUCUCCUGCAGAAACACCAGCUGGAAAUGUAGGUGAGGGCAUGUGCAGGAAAGAUGCCUCAUGCGGCCUCUCUGUAUUUAUUAACCCUGCAUAUUUUUGUGUGUGUUAAACAAAUUGUUUUCUUAAGGAAGUACAGCAAUACUAAAGCUACUCGUAUCAGCAUGGUUCUGCUGGAUAGCCUUAGCUUGGAACUUGAAGCAACUUCCUGGCAUAGAAGUUGUGACUACACACACACACACACACACUUUCAAAAGUGUUUUCUUUCAUAUACACAAGUGUGUAUAUACACAAGCGUGGUCGAAAUUUUUAAAUUAUGACUGCUCCAGAUCCGGUUAUUCUCUUGUUCCUUGAAAGGCUCUGCAUUGAAGGGAAAUAAUUUUGGGGCAAAGGUGAUCAGCUUCUCUCUCCCUGCUCCAAACGAGGGGAGGAUUUUUAUGUUCCUUAAAACAAGAGAGGCAGAUCUCUGGAAGGAAUAACGGCUCCAGUCUAAGUCUAGAGAUACAAUCCUGAUCCUACAAGUCUCCACUCUAACCCCAGCCACCCAAGAGCAGUGCCAAAGUCUCGUCGGCCCACCCACAAGCCUUGACUCAUCCACUCCAAAUGGAGGGCCGGGCAAGGUGGGUGGGGGAUUCAACUUGACUUUCAUUGAGUUUUCACACUGGUAUUAUCUAGCAAAUAGAAAUGAACUUUCCUGUGCUUUCAAUCCCAGCCUGCUUGGUUUCAUACAAUCAUUUUCCCUGACUCUAGUUUCCAGUUUCAGAUUAAAUCUUGGAAGGAGCCAGUGAUGUCUCACUCUGACAGAUAUUUAUAUUGUCAAAGCAGCUUAUUAAUACAAUGGGGGAGAAAAUAAUUUGUAAACUCUGAUGGAGAGCUGUUUCAGUUUUGUCGUUUGUGACCUAUUUUCAGGGAUCAUUUCAGUGCAUUUCUGUAUAAAAAGUUUUUUAAAGGGUGGGGGAGAUGAAAUUUUGACAUUUAAAAUGGACACAUCAUCUGUGCAUAGCAGCCGUUCAAACUCUUCUCUUCAAACACUGUUUCUUGUAGAAACAUGUUGAUUUUUGUUUUGUAUGUUUUUGGCUGUUUUCUUUGUACUUCAGAAGCAUGUAAAUAAUUUGUUAAAAGUGA